CAAGGACCUUCGAACAACAAAUAGCUAUUCAGAUCGGAGGUCAUCCUGAUAGUGAUUGGUUCAGUUUAAGCAGUUAGUGCGCGUUUUUGUCGGUGAGGAGUCUAUGGUUCUUUCAGUUUAUAAACGUUCAAAGUGAUCACAUGUUGGCAUAAUUCAUUCGCAAAGUCUCAUGUCUGAGCCUGGAAACUUGAGUGAUGAGCCAAUCCUUGACUCAAAAGUAAAGUGUAAUAUCGGCGAACCUUCUCAAGAUGAAAUCGAAGAUCAUCGGUCUAAGCUGUCUAUGAUAGCUGGAUUAUCCGUAAACAAUGACAUAGCUACGCUCAGUACGUCACAGUUCCCCCAAGGAAUUGCAUCAGGACCUUCAGCUCAUCGUCACCGUCGACGACGUAAACGCAUCGGUACAAACAGCACAAGGGAGGAAAGUUCAAAAGCAUUUCCUACAAAUCCAAGUGAACAUGUAAUGUUUUUACUUGGUGAAUGCGAUGGUGAUGAUGAGCAAACACAUCAGUUAUUCUGUGAAUUAGAUGAACUAUGGAAUGACCCAUCAGGAUCAGGUGAAACCGAAUGGCGAGAAGCCGCAAGAUGGAUUAAAUUUGAAGAGGAUGUGGAAGAAAAUGGAGAACGUUGGUCUAAGCCACAUGUAGCUACACUACCUUUAUUCUCUGUAUUUGAACUACGCAGUUGUCUGGCAAGUGGAGUAAUUAUGUUGAAUCUGGAAAGUUAUAGCAUGGAACAAAUUGCAGAUUUAGUUUUAAAUUUAUUAAUAUCCGAAGACCGUUUACCGUUAGAUCAAAGAGAUCUGUUAUUCGAUGUGUUACUACGUCGUCAUGUUCAUUUACAUGAACGACUUCGACCGAAACUUAUUGGUCGUAGUGCAACAAAUCUCCCAUUGAUUCGAUCAUUAGCAGAUAUUGGCAAACGACAUUCAGCAAAAGAUGUUGAAAAAGCUGGAGAAGCACCUUAUACAUCGCUAGCUAAAAUGCCUACAUUAACUGGAAUGGAUUCAUUGGAUCCGGCUACAGCUGCACACAUUACAGCUCAUGCACAAGCACAACCGUCUGGACCAUCUGAAGUAAUGUCUGGUAGUUUACAAGGGAAAUAUGAUUUACAUUUCUUGAAAAAAAUUGCACCUGGAUCAGAGACUUCCAAUAUACUUGUUGGUGAAACAACAUUUUUAACAACACAAAUCACUGUAUUCAUUCGUUUAAAAGAGGCUGUUUUACUUGGUGAUCUCACUGAAGUACCAGUACCGACAAGAUUUCUGUUUAUACAUCUGGGUACUAUAGGUAAUGCAGCUAAAUAUCGUGAAAUUGGUCGUUCCAUGGGUGUACUUAUGUCCGAUGAAGUAUUUCAUGAUGUUGCUUACAAGGCUCGAUCUAGAACAGAUUUGUUAGCCGGCUUAGAUGAAUUCUUGAGCGCUGCAACUGUCUUACCACCUGGUGAGUGGGAUCCAUCAAUUCGUAUUGAACCACCAGCAUCAGUUCCAUCACAAGACAGUAGGAAAACGACGGUCAGUAAUGGCCCUCAGUCAACUGUGAUCCCACCUCAAAUUACUACUUCUGAACCUGGUGUAGCAGUUGUUGAACAACUUCAUGUUGGUGGAGAUAAACUUGCCAGUCUUUGUUUAGCCGCCGUAGGUAAUGCUACUCCACGUAGUCAACAAGUGGAUGGGGUUACCAAACCUAUUGGCCAAAGUGAUUCAAUACACAAGUCAAAAACUGAUCUUGCACGAAGUACUGGCAGUCGUUUAGAAUUGACAAAUAUCGAGUCUGGCGGGGGUUCUGACGACCAUGGUGGUGGUGGUGGGGGUGGGGGUCAUGGAGAUGAUCCAGCAUUAAAUCGAACUGGCCGCAUUUUCGGUGGUCUAGUACAAGAUAUUAAACGUCGUGCACCGCAUUAUGUCAGUGAUUUCACAGAUGCUAUACAUGUACAAUGUUGUGCAAGUUUCAUUUUCCUCUAUUUCGCUUGUUUAACACCAAUCAUAACAUUUGGCGGUUUAUUGGCUCAAGCAACUGGGGGUUAUUUAGGGACAAUUGAAAGUAUAUUAUCAGGUGCAGUUGUAGGUAUCACAUAUUCACUAUUUUCUGGACAACCGUUAACUAUCAUGGGUAGUACAGGACCAGUUCUAGUAUUUGAAAGUAUCAUAUUUAGAUUAUGCACAAAAAUGGAUUGGUCAUAUUUAAGUUUUCGUUUAUGGAUUGGUAUUUGGGUUGCUGUUGCCCUAUUCAUUAUGGUUGCACUUGAUCUGAGCGCAUUAGUCAAAUUUAUUACACGUUUCACUGAAGAAUCAUUUGCAGCAUUAAUUGGUUUAAUAUUUUUAAUUGAAGCAUUAAAGAAAACUUAUGCAAUAUCGAAAAAAUACAAAGUAGAUUUAUCCUGGUCACCGGAUUUAAUCGAUAAACAUCAUUGCGCAUGCUUUCCAUCAGAAAAUCAAACAGAUUUUGAAAGAUUAUCAACAAUGUAUGAAACGCAUCCACUUACACAUAUUCCAUUAGUUGGAUUCAAUUCAACUUUUGAACCAGAAUCUGUACAAGAUUUGAUGGAAAAACAAAUUGAUUGGGAGGCCAUUUCACGUGGUCGUUACUCUUGGAAAUCACAAGAAUAUCAAGAUUUAUGUGUACAGUUGAAUGGUACAUGGAUAGGCAAAAGUUGUCGACCAUUUUAUGUACCAGAUGUGUUCUUCUUUUCGUGUAUCCUAUUUAUAGCAACAUUUGUGUUAGCCUUUACAAUGAAAUCGAUGCGAAAUUCAUUAUUCUUUCCUACUCGUGUACGUCAAUUAAUAUCAGAUUUCUCAGUGGUAAUUGCAAUUGCGAUCGGUACUACAACAGAUUUCUUGAUGAAUUUACACACACCGAAGUUGUUGGUACCAACAACAUUUGAACCAACAUUGGGUUAUAGUAAACGUGGCUGGUUCAUACAUCCAUUCGAUAAUAAUCCAUGGUGGACAUCUAUUGUUGCUAUCGGACCAUCAUUCCUGGCAGUUAUUUUAAUUUUUAUGGAUCAACAAAUUACAGCGGUCAUUGUGAAUCGACGUGAGCAUAAAUUGAAGAAAGGAGCUGGUUAUCAUUUGGAUUUACUUGUUGUCGCAAUUACUAUAUUAAGUAAUUCAAUCCUUGGAAUCCCAUGGUUUGUCGCAGCAACGGUCCUGUCGAUUAAUCAUGUUUUAUCAUUGAAAAAAGAAUCCGAAACAAAUGCUCCUGGUGAACGACCAGUUUAUUUAGGCUGCAGAGAACAACGUAUCACUGGAGUAUUAAUUUUCUUAUUUAUUGGUUUAUCUGUAUUUAUGACUCCUUUAUUAUCACGUAUUCCAAUGCCUGUACUGUAUGGAAUAUUUUUAUUCAUGGGUAUAUCAUCAAUGCGUGGCAUUCAAAUGUUUGAACGUCUUAGUUUACUAUUUAUGCCGGUUAAAUAUCAGCCAGACUAUCCUUAUUUGAGACAUGUUUCUCUACGUCGAGUUCAUUUAUUCACGAUAAUACAAGUUGCUUGCUUAGUUAUGUUAUGGGUUAUUAAAUCAAUUGAAGUACUUGCUAUUCUCUUCCCUAUUAUGGUUUUAGCCAUGUGUUUCAUACGUAAAGGAUUAGAUUUUAUAUUUACACAAGAGGAAUUAAAAUGGUUAGAUCAAAUUUUACCCAGUACUAAACGUAAACCAUUUCCACGUUCAUUAGUCACAUCUGUGCCAAGUAAUAAUGAUUUUAAUAAGAACACGAAGUUUUCAAGUAGUGCGAAUCUUUUACAAGAAAAGAAAAUAUCUCAAUCAGAAGAAAAGCGUAUCAAUAUCACAGAAGAAAUGUCAAAAACAUCUAUUUGGCGCCAAUUAAGUGGUGCGGAUAUAAAUAAUGAGUGUAAAAAGACUUCUAAUAAAUCGAAAGAUACAAAACCUAGUAGUGGGAGUUCAGCAAAAACACGACAUCGUAAAGCGAAACACUUUUCGUCUACAUCACCGUGUGAGGAUGAUGAGGAUGAAACACUCAGAACUGAAACGAAUCAUUUAUCCUAUAAUUCUACUACGACUACUACUCCUGGUAAUAAUAGUAAUAAUAAUAAUAAUUCCGACGCUAAUGAUCAACAUGAUCAAUCCACAUCAAAUUCACCAUCUGUAGCGUUCCCGACAAAACAGCAACAACCAGUUCUAUUCUGCAUUGAUCCCAAGGAUACAGUAAAUAAUACAAAAGGACAAACUAUUAAUGUUAAGGAAGAUAGAAAUACUGAUAGUUUACCAUUAUUAGAUACACCGAAAAUUAUGAUAAAUCCACCAUCGAAUCAAGGAUCACCGGAAACAGCGCAUAGACGACAACAACAUCAUGUACAACGCAUUUAACAAUCUCAAUUAUAAAGUUGACGAAUUGAAAAGGAGCAAGUAAAGAAUAGGUUUUUUCUUUUCUCUCUUAGAAAAAAACAGUUCCUUCUACUAUUGAUGGUUUUAUAUGAAUUGCUUCCCACAUUUUUUAUUACAAUAAAAUUUCUUGUGUGUGUAUGUGUGUGUUGGUUGGUCUAUGUGAAUGCAUGUUUAUGUACAUGACUUCAAGAAGAAAUGACAAAAGACUACUGAAAUAAUCUAAAACGCGCAUAUACAUAUACAUACAUAUGUAUCCGUAUACUUUCAGAGUACAUUUUAAUCAGUCUUUCCACCUUUCCACUUCCUAAAUUUAUUCACUGAUUAUCGAUAUUGUAUUGGUAAGGAAGAAGAUUAAAGCUGAAAAAACAGAAUGUAUCCAACCAAAAUUGUCGUAAGCAAAUGCCUAACAAACCUGCAUGAUUUGUGUAUGAUUCUUCCUAUUAUUAUUAUUAUUAUUAUUAU
Schistosoma intercalatum is the source of this 4798-nucleotide messenger RNA. Lineage: Eukaryota; Metazoa; Platyhelminthes; Trematoda; Strigeidida; Schistosomatidae. The record is from the annotation of a GenBank genome assembly.